CCACAUUUCUAGAAACUAGUUAACGUCCCUCGUUGGUGAAGCUCUUCAGAAGGUACCGGAAGACUCCCCCGCAUGUAGUAAGUUGAACAAAGUUAACAAUCAGCGAAAAAUACUGAAGCUAAUCAAGAUGGAAGUUUGUUGUCCAAAAAAAGUGAGGUGUGAGGAGAUUAACGAGAGAUUGAGAAUUCAUCUGCGAAAAUGUCAAAACGUACUCAACCAUCUUGGAGUCCACCUGUGAGAAAGGGUGGUGCUACUCUGAAACUUUACAACAGUUUGACACGUCAGAAAGAGGAGUUUGUUCCCCAACAUGGAAACCGAGUGCUCUGGUACAGCUGUGGACCAACUGUCUACGAUGCAUCCCACAUGGGACACGCCAGGUCCUACAUUUCCUUCGACAUUCUACGACGAGUAUUGUCCGACUAUUUCGGCUACGACGUCCUCUACGUGAUGAACAUCACGGACAUUGACGAUAAAAUCAUUAAACGUGCUAGGCAAAACCAUCUUUAUGAAAAAUACAUAGAAACGAGUGCACCGUUGGACGUAGUAUUAGAGGACGCUAAGAGUGUCAUGUCAGCAUUUAAGGAAACAGUGGAAAAUGCAACAGAUGCUGAUAAGAGAGUCAUGUUGGAGAAAAUGUUGGGAAAGGUCAAAGUAGCUGUUGAAAAUCUUGAAGAGUCUGUCAAGAAUGGAGACGAUAAGGCGAUUACAGAGAAUCAAAAGACUCUCCUAAUCGAAGCUAAGGAUCCCCUCUCGGACUGGUUGGACACGAAAUUAGGAGCAUCUGUUACCGACAACGCAAUCUUCAACGUCCUCUCCCAGCACUGGGAAAACGAAUACCACAGAGAUAUGGACUCCCUGAACAUCCUCAGACCCAACGUAUUAACCCGAGUGAGUGAGUACGUUCCCGAAAUAAUUGCCUACAUUCAAAAAAUAAUCGAUCGUGGCCUUGCCUACGAGAGCAACGGCUCCGUAUACUUCGACGUUGGAAAUUUUGAUAAACGCGAGAACCAUCACUAUGCGAAACUCGUGCCUGAGGCCUAUGGUGACGCUUCAAGCCUCCAAGAAGGUGAGGGUGAUCUCUGUAUAUCAGACGAAAGACUCUCGGAGAAGCGUUCACCAACGGAUUUCGCCCUGUGGAAGUCCUCGAAAGCGGGUGAGCCCUGGUGGGACAGCCCCUGGGGCAAGGGUCGACCAGGCUGGCACAUUGAGUGCUCGGUGAUGGCCUCGGUGAUCUGUGGGGAGAGUUUGGACAUGCACACUGGUGGUGUUGAUCUCAAAUUCCCCCAUCACGACAAUGAACUUGCCCAAGCGGAGGCUUACUUCGAUAACUCCCACUGGGUGAGGUACUUCCUGCACUCAGGUCACCUGACCAUCUCCGGUUGCAAGAUGUCCAAGUCCCUGAAGAACUUUAUAACCAUUCAGGAGGCCCUGAAGAAGCACACAUCGAGACAACUGCGACUGGCAUUUCUUCUUCACUCCUGGAAGGACACCCUGGACUACAGUGACAACACGAUGGAGAUGGCGGUGCAGUACGAGAAAUUUUUGAAUGAAUUUUUCCUGAAUGUCAAGUGCAAGAUCAGAUCACUGAGCGCUGGCACCACCAUUAAAACCUUCAGCAAGUGGCAGGAGGCAGAAUUGGAGUUGAAUAAGAAAUUAUCAGCUGCCAAGGACGCCAUCCACAUAGCCCUCUGCGACAAUAUCGAUACGAGAACUGUUCUUGAGGUUAUUCGUGAUCUCGUUGGACAUUGCAACGUCUACACGAAGGCCUCCAGUGCUCCGAAUACACUUCUUCUCCGGGAUAUCGCUGUUUACAUCACCAAGAUGUUCAUCAUCUUCGGGGCGAUCAGCGAUUCGAACGACGGCAUUGGCUUUCCCAUCGGGAGUGGGGCCACCACAAACGGAAAUAUCGAGGAGACAGUGCUGCCGUAUCUGGAGAUCAUCGGGAAGUUCCGGGAGACCAUUCGCAAUCAUGCGAAGACGAUAAAAGCGAAUGAUAUUCUUCAAGAGUGCGACAGACUGAGGGACCAAGUAUUACCGGAUGUCGGGGUGCGACUUGAGGACGAUGAGAGUGGAUCAUGUCGGAUAAAAUUAGUCAAUAGGGAGGAGCUGAGAAGAGAACGCGAGGCGAAGAAACGAUUGGAAGCCGAAAAAUCUGCUGAGAAGAUCAGGAAACUGGCGGAAUUGGCUGCUGCCAACGCUGUCAAAGAGGCCCAGAAGAAAAUUUCACCGAAGGAUAUGUUUCGGGGGGACACUGACAAGUACUCCAAGUUCGAUGACACCGGACUGCCCACACAUGACGUCCAGGGAAAUAAGAUCAGCAAGGGACAGCUGAAGAAACUCCAGAAGCUCCAGCAGGCACAGGAGAAGAAGCACUCGGAAUAUUUGGAUACCAUUCGUACUAGUGAUAUUGUUAGUGAAUUAACGGCGUAAUUGGACGCCGGGCUUCGGUGAUGAGGUGGAUCUGACUACAUGGAGGUGUUAUCGAAUUUAUUUAUUGCUGUCCGCCAAGGGAUGAACGUGUUUGAUAUUACUGGUUCAACAUGAACAUUCUGAUUUCUCAUGUAAUUUAGAAAUUAUUCAAUAUGAUGUUUGUCUACAAAAAAUGAUCCCCGUGUUGUGCUUUAUUUCCAUGAUUUCAAUACAUUUAAUUGAAUUUAAAA
Molecule: messenger RNA, 2660 nt
Organism: Diachasmimorpha longicaudata
Lineage: Eukaryota; Metazoa; Arthropoda; Insecta; Hymenoptera; Braconidae
Gene: CysRS
Product: cysteine--tRNA ligase, cytoplasmic
Exons: 4
Coding region: 199-2430 (743 amino acids)
Biological process (GO): cysteinyl-tRNA aminoacylation
Cellular component (GO): cytoplasm
Molecular function (GO): cysteine-tRNA ligase activity; ATP binding
Source: RefSeq, a predicted model, not a curated record